Messenger RNA from Thyridium curvatum, 1365 nucleotides. RefSeq lists its product as uncharacterized. Gene Ontology annotation, cellular component: extracellular region; cell surface; fungal-type cell wall. Bases 1 to 1365 code for a protein of 454 amino acids. Gene Ontology annotation, molecular function: glucan endo-1,3-beta-D-glucosidase activity; 1,3-beta-glucanosyltransferase activity. Lineage: Eukaryota; Fungi; Ascomycota; Sordariomycetes; Thyridiales; Thyridiaceae. Gene Ontology annotation, biological process: cell wall organization; carbohydrate metabolic process. The transcript has 2 exons. The record is from RefSeq and is a predicted model, not a curated record.
AUGCGUCAGACUUCGACCCUCGUGGCUCUCGCCGCGACCGUCUCCACGGCUCUGGGUGCCUUCCAGGGCUUCAACUAUGGCUCGACCUUUACCACCGGCGCUCCCAAGCAGCAGUCUGACUUCGAGGCCGAGUUCAAGACGGCUCAGGGCCUGAUCGGUGCCCCUGGUGUUUUCAACAGUGCCCGUCUCUACACCAUGAUCCAAGGCGGUACUGCUAGCGGCGUCAUCUCUGCUAUCCCCGCUGCCAUCAGCACCAAGACCAGCCUCCUGCUCGGUCUCUGGGCCUCGGCUGGCGAGGACAUCUUCAACAACGAGCUCAACGCCCUGAAGGCCGCCAUCUCCCAGUACGGCUCUUCGCUCGGCCCCCUGAUCGCCGGUAUCUCCGUCGGCAGCGAGGAUCUGUACCGCAUCUCCCCCACUGGUAUCCUCAACAAGGAGAACCCCGGUGUCGGCCCCGACGUCCUGGCCAAGUACAUCAAGAUGGUCCGUGACGUCGUUGCCAACACCCCCCUGGCCAAUGCCCCUAUCGGCCACGUCGACACCUGGAACUCGUGGGUCAACGGCUCCAACAAGGCUGCCAUCGAUGCUUGCGACUGGAUCGGCCUGGACACCUACCCCUACUUCCAGGACACCGACGACAACACCAUUGAGAACAGCAAGAACCUGUUCAACGCUGCCAUGCAGGCUACCGAGGGCGCCAUCGGCGGCAAGCCCGUCUGGGUCACCGAGACCGGCUUCCCCGUCAGCGGCAAGAACUUUGGCAAGGCCGUCCCCUCGCUCGAGAACGCCAAGACGUACUGGCAGCAGGUCGGCUGCCCCAUGUUCGGCAAGACCAACGUGUGGUGGUACACCAUGCAGGACGCCUCUCCCGACACCCCCAACCCCAGCUUCGGCCUCAUUGGCAACCAGCUGACCACCACCCCGCUGUACGACCUCUCGUGCAAGAACGUUGAUCUGUCUUCGUCCACCAGCAAGUCGGCCUCUGCCUCUGCCACUGCUACCAGCUCUGGUUCCGGCUCCGGCUCCGGCUCCGGUUCUGGCAGCUCUCAGACUUCCCAGGCCGCUUCGUCGACCCCCAACCCCACCGAGGGUGCCGGCAGCCCUGGCGCGAGCAACGCUGUCCCUAGCUCGCAGCUCUCGAUCGAGUCCUCGGCCCCUGCCACCACGCUCCGCCCCAUCCAGACUGGCACCGGCUCUGGCUCCGGCUCUGGCUCCGGCUCCGGUUCGGGCUCUAGCAACGGCACCGUGAGCACCGGUAGCCCUUCGAAGCCCACCACCGCCCCCAGCAGCGGUGUCGCUGGCAUGCAGUCUGGCUCCAUUGGUGCUGCCUUUGCUGCCGUCAUGGCUGCCAUCUUGGCUCUGUAA